Dentiscutata erythropus is the source of this 183-nucleotide messenger RNA. The record is from the annotation of a GenBank genome assembly. Lineage: Eukaryota; Fungi; Glomeromycota; Glomeromycetes; Diversisporales; Gigasporaceae.
AUGGAACUGCGUGUCUACAUUAUUUUAUUAAUCAUCAUAAUUAUCAACUAUUCAACGAAUUCUACAGCCUUUGCCGUUCGUAAAAGAUUAGAUAUGAAAACGACAUCUGCAGUCUCAGAUAUCGGUAAAUCUUUUAUAGAUGUAGAACCUUCAAAUAAGUGGUGUUCUCCUACAAAUUGCUAA